UCUCUCACCUCCCUACAACACUGUCACUCUAUAUUAACUCUCCUCUCUCUUUCUCUCUAAAAACACAGCAGCAAAACAAGCAAUGAAGCCCCACAGCAGGAAGCUCCUACAAGGAGAAAAUCGUGGCCGGGCCACCACUCUAUCACCGUCGUUCACAUACUCUCCGGACCCACUUCUACAGCCCAUCAACGGCUCAUCAUCAGCCCUCACUAAUAGGCCUUUCAAGCCCAACUACCCAUUCGACUCCUCCAUGGCCCUAACGGCCCUCGUUCUCCUCACCGCCCUCUUCUUCAUGGGCUUCUUCUCCGCUUAUCGCCGCCGCCGCCGCCCUCCUCCACUCCUUCCAUCAACUUAUCCGAAAGGUCUCGAUCCAUCCGCCGUCCGAUCACUUCCGCUCAUUUCUUACCGUGGGGACGCGAAGCACCCGAUCGACUGCGCGAUUUGUCUGAGCGAGUUCGAGGAGAGAGAGGGGGUUAAGUUUAUACCGUACUGUAGCCACGUGUUUCACGCUGAGUGCAUUGACACGUGGCUGUGCUCACACGUGUCGUGUCCCUUGUGUCGUUCGACUCAGUUGUUUGGUGGAGUUGAGGAGGUUUAUUUGGGUGUGUCGCAGGGACAGGAGGGAGGUGACGAUGAUGAUGAUCAUGGUGGUGGUGUUGGUGAAGAUCAGGGAGGAUCGACGGUGGAGAGAAGUGACACGUGGGUUGAGGAGGGGAGGGAUGUGGGACCAGUGGACUUGAGGAGGACGUGUAGUUGCUCGAGCUUGGGAGAUCAAGCGGCGCAGCUGCAGAGAAGCUUGAGCAUUUGACACGUUGACUUGAGCUUUGAUUUUUUGUACAUGCGAGUUGGCACGUGUAAAUAUGAAAAUAAUUCAUUACGACUUGUGAGUAGUGUUAGAGUAA
Messenger RNA from Camellia sinensis, 902 nucleotides. RefSeq names its product RING-H2 finger protein ATL57. NCBI's taxonomy places the organism in Eukaryota, Viridiplantae, Streptophyta, Magnoliopsida, Ericales, Theaceae. The record is from RefSeq and is a predicted model, not a curated record.